This is a messenger RNA of Strongylocentrotus purpuratus (purple sea urchin), 1454 nucleotides long. RefSeq names its product zeta-crystallin. The record is from RefSeq and is a predicted model, not a curated record. NCBI's taxonomy places the organism in Eukaryota, Metazoa, Echinodermata, Echinoidea, Camarodonta, Strongylocentrotidae. The transcript is spliced from 9 exons. Gene Ontology annotation, molecular function: zinc ion binding; NADPH binding; quinone reductase (NADPH) activity. Gene Ontology annotation, cellular component: cytosol. Bases 143 to 1114 code for a protein of 323 amino acids.
AGAUGUCAUUCAUGAACCUGCUUCAUAUUCUCUUUGGUCUUAUUCCAAUUGACAUAGACUUACGCAUUUCCCUUGUGGUGUUGCUCAUCUUUUGUUUCUCUGUUCUUUAGCAUCUUUGAUUGGUGACACAUUGCCUAAUCGCAUGAUGAGAGCUGUGGUGAUCGAACAAUUUGGAGAUGCGGAUUCGCUGCGAGUAAAUCCCAAUACUCCUGUACCUCAAGUAGGUGAAAACGAGGUGCUGAUACGGAUGAAAGCUGCAGGAAUCAAUGAGUUGGAUCUUCGAAUUCGUGCUACUGGAUGGCGUACUUAUAAACCACCAUUCACUCUUGGUUUAGACGGCUCAGGGAUCAUUCACAGUGUCGGGCAGGGAGUCACUACUCUACAGCCUGGGGAUCGAGUCUAUGUCUUCCAGCCUAUUACAGGAACCUACGCAGAAUUUUGUUUAGCGGCUGAGGAUAGAGUCUACAAACUUCCAAACAACUUGUCUUAUGAGGAGGGCGCUGUAUUACCCAACCCAUAUUUCUGUGCAAUCAGAUGUUUGAAAAGGGCGGGAUUUAAGAGAGGUGAAACGGUUCUUGUCAAUGGUGCAAGUGGAGGGUUUGGGCUGGGAGCAAUUCAGCUAGCUCGUGCUUUAGGUGCGUCGAAAGUGGUAGGCACGGCUGGGACAGAGAAGGGACAAGAAUUGGUGGAGCAGAUGGGAGCUGAAAAAGUCUUAAAUUACAAAAGUCCAGAUUUUAAGAGAGAUCUUAGGGAUGUCUUUGGACCUAAAGGUGUGGACAUCAUAAUUGAAACGAAUGUUGAUGUCAACUUCGAAAUGGAUAUGAACCUCGCUGCUCGUUUGGGGCGUAUUAUGGUACUUGGCAAGCGUGGUAAGGCGGUCUGCACUCCUCAGAAUCUAGUGUUCAAGGAAACUACUGUCAUGGGAUGUGCUCUUUUCUUCUGUGACUCGAGUGAGAGAUUGAAAAUGAGCGAGAUUGUCGAUCGAGGGGCGGAAGAAGGAUGGCUGAAACCCUACGUCGGCAGGUCUUUCAAACUCAGUGACGUUGCCGCUAGUCAUAAAUUCAUUGAGAAUCGGAAGGGCGCUUCUGGAAAGCUGAUACUUUUGAUCGAUUGAUUGGUUUCAUAUUAUACAGUUUGGAGGCUGUGGACAUAGCUUCUGGUCGACGCGAUUUUCACAUUUUAGCCCCCCCCCCCCCCCCUAUCGGCAAAUCCUGGAUCCGCCACUGGGGGGGCACCAAGAAAAAAGGGCACCUACAAAGGGAAAUCUCAAGGGAAAAUAUACAUUUUUUUACAUUGUAAUUACAUUAUCAGGGAUGAUUUCAAUAUUUGUUUCACUUUAUACACACCAUACAAGAUAUUGCUUAAGCAUCAUACUUUGCAGCUGGGUGUAAAGGUCUGAAAAUUAAUUGCAAGCGAGGGAAAAAAAAAGAUUUGUGAGGUCCCAGUGCGAAAAA